AUGUCCAACCAUCUUAUCUUUGACUGCUUAUACGAAGUUAUUGAAUAUUUAGAGGAAGAUAAAGCUACUUUACAUUCAUGCUUAUUAGUUAAUAGUGUAUGGUGUAAAAUUUCGGUUAGAAUUUUAUGGAGGAAUAUUUGGAGCUAUAAAUACACCUUGUCUAAUUUAAAGCAAUUUGAUUUGGAAUUAUCAAUCCUCAAAACUUUGGUUUCCUGUCUUCCUGAUAAAUCAAAAAACUUUCUACAUAAUAACGGAAUCUUUAUUCAAACUCCCGAUCAGAAUUCACCAAUGUUCAAUUAUGUGGAAUUUUGCCAAGUUCUCUCAAUUCAUGAAGUUGAUAUGAUAAUCCAUACAUUUUCCAUAAAUUCAUUCAUUACUUCGAAUAUAUCAAGUUACAAUGAAUAUUUAAUAACUUUAGAAUUAUUUAAAAUGUUUAUGAAUCAAAUUCCUUCUUUAAAAGAAUUGAUUUAUACUCCAUUAGAAAAUAUAAAAGUUUCUGAUGUUUCUAAAUUUUUUUAUCAACUAUCACGAAUUUGUCACAACAUACAAUUCUUGGAUAUAGAACUUGAAAGUGAGAUUACUAAUGGAUUAAUAGUAUUUUUAUCUGCUCAGCAAAAUUUGAAAUAUUUGAAAUUAAAAAAUAAUUUAGUAGAUUUGGAUUGGACAGCUAUCAUACCUUCAUUAAUAAAACACACUUAUACUUUAACUAAAUUCAAUUUAUGUGGGGAGGGUUAUUUACCUAUGUCAUUUAUGGCCUCAUUCAACAAUUUAAAAGAACUUGUUAUUAGAUGUUCUUCAGAUGGUGGUAAAGUAGAUUCAAUCGGAGAUUUUAAAGAAUUACAAUAUGUUACCUUUCCACAAUUAAAGAUCUUAAAAUUUUGUUAUGGACAUCCACAUAAAGUAUUUUUAAUAAAAUUUUUAGAAAAUAAUGGAAAAAAUCUUGAAGAAUUUAGUGUAAUAGAAGAGGAUAAUUUUUUGAAAUUUAUUAUUGCAAAAUUUUGUCCAAAUCUUAAAAAACUCUUUAUUAUAUUCGAAAAGGAUGAUUUAAAAGGCUUGAAGUUAAUCUUUAAAAGUUGUAAACAAUUAGAAAGUAUAAAAUUUUGGUGUAGUGAUAAAGAACAUUUUUUGGAUAAAAAUGAAAUGUUAGAAGUUAUUAUAAAAUAUUCACCAAAGAAUUUUUAUGAAUUAAAAUUUUAUG
Funneliformis mosseae is the source of this 1198-nucleotide messenger RNA. The record is from the annotation of a GenBank genome assembly. NCBI's taxonomy places the organism in Eukaryota, Fungi, Glomeromycota, Glomeromycetes, Glomerales, Glomeraceae.